This is a messenger RNA of Coffea eugenioides, 754 nucleotides long. RefSeq names its product hemiasterlin resistant protein 1-like. The record is from RefSeq and is a predicted model, not a curated record. Gene Ontology annotation, cellular component: mitochondrion; nucleus. Gene Ontology annotation, biological process: mitochondrion organization. NCBI's taxonomy places the organism in Eukaryota, Viridiplantae, Streptophyta, Magnoliopsida, Gentianales, Rubiaceae. The coding region runs from base 67 to 543 and encodes 158 amino acids. The transcript has 5 exons.
UCCUUAACAGCCUCCUCGUUCGUGUUUUUUGCAUUUGACCAAGCACUUUUUCGCCGGAAAUCAACCAUGCCUCGCCGUAGCUCCGGUGGCCGCAGCUCUGGAGGAAGGUCAUCCUUGUUCUCUUCUCGCCCUGCUGCCGCUACUACAUCGCGGAAGUCUUCUGCACCUGCACCAGUUGCUUCUGCACCUCCACCUGCUCCUAUGCAAGCUGGAUCUCCUAUGGGAGGAGGAAUUGGUGCUGCAGUUGCUGAUGGCUUGGCAUUUGGUGGUGGCAGUGCCAUUGCACAUAGGGCUGUAGAGGCUGUUGCGGGUCCUCGGACCAUAAGACAUGAGACGGUGGCCUCCCCAGCCUCUGCCCCUGCCCCUGACUCAGCAACCAUGGCAACAGGCAGCAGUCUUGGAGUUUCUGAUGCAUGUGGCAUUCAUAUGAAGGCCUUCCAAGAUUGUUUGAACACCUAUGGGAGUGAUAUCAGCAAGUGCCAGUUCUACAUGGAAAUGCUGUCUGAUUGCCGCAAGAACUCUGGCGCUGGUCUGACUGCUUGAUGCCAUCCCUGGUCUUUUACUUCAUUUGUUCUAACUGGUGCCCCAAACUAAGUCUUUUAUGGUUCUGCUUCUAGAUGAUGAUAAUAGUGUGUAUUUGGGAGAUAUCACUAGUAGUAACGUAGUCUUUUGAUGCGCAGCCAAUGCUUGAUAUGGUUGUUGGACGUGUGAUAUUAUCCAUCAUAAAAUGACGUCGCUUUGACCUUCAUUGUCA